AUGGAUGACUCUACAGCCUUCGGCUCUCCAGGAACCGAGACGUCGCCAGCACCGAACCCUGGUCUCUCACAAGCGCCGUCGCAGGCCAAUGUGAAGAGUCAAGAUCCUCAAGAUGUGCAGAUGUCUGAGGAAUCUUCAAACGCGGAGCAUAUUACACAGGGCGGCGGAAGCCCUGGAGCUAGCGCAGCGGUAGACAAUUCGGGCGAUAUCCAGAGCGAUGCUGCAGCACCGACUACCGCCGCUCGCCUAGAUGAGGAGAUGGGUGAUGUGUCUGAGGAUACGAAAGGGCUGCCCGCUGGCUCGAACGAUACUCCGGCAGCGUUGAAUGGAGGGGUUGAAACUAAGUCGAAAGAAGCGUUUGAAUCCGCCGCCCGGGAUCAUCUCAUCUCUCAGACUCACGCUAUUGUCCUGCCGAGCUACAGCACCUGGUUUGAUAUGAACAGCAUCCAUGAUAUCGAACGUAAAGCAAUGGCAGAGUUUUUCAACAAUCGAAACCGGAGCAAAACACCGGCUGUUUACAAAGACUAUCGCGAUUUCAUGAUCAACACCUACCGUCUCAACCCAGUUGAAUAUCUCACGAUGACGGCCUGUCGUCGCAACCUGGCUGGUGACGUUUGCGCCAUAAUGCGCGUUCAUGCAUUUCUUGAACAAUGGGGAUUGAUCAAUUACCAAGUUGAUGCCGACCAGCGACCAUCACACGUUGGUCCGCCGUUCACUGGCCACUUUAAAAUCAUAUGCGAUACUCCCCGGGGACUUCAACCCUGGCAACCUGCCGCAGACCCUGUCGUUUUGGAAGGCAAGAAGAAUCGUGACACUGAUGAGAAGGCCAACGUUUCGGUUCCAAGCAAGGGUGAUCUCAACCUAGGAAUUGGCCGAAACAUUUAUGAAGCCAGUGCUAAAGGCACCCCUAUUACAAAGUCAGAAAGCCAAAAGAAUGGCGACGAUGCUUCUAUUGAAGAAGCCGCCAAGACGCCAGUGGCUAAAAUCAACUGUCACCAAUGUGGUAACGAUUGUACCAGGAUAUACUACCACAGUUCCCAGUCCGAUGCAAGAGCGAAGGCGAAGUUCGAUCUCUGCCCUAACUGCUUUACCGAAGGCCGAUUACCUGCGAGCCACACUUCUAGCAUGUACUCCAAAGUGGAAAAUCCUACAUACACAUCGAUUCUGGACCGGGAUGCGCCGUGGACCGAUGCCGAAAUCUUACGCCUCCUAGAGGGUCUCGAGCGAUUUGAUGAUGACUGGGGAGAAAUUGCUGAUCAUGUCGGCACUCGAACGAGGGAAGAAUGCGUGCUGCAGUUCCUUCAGUUGGAUAUCGAAGAGAAGUAUCUCGAUUCCGAGGCACCUACAAACCCACCCACUGGUUUAUCAAUGUUGGGAAGCCAACACGGCCACCUCCCUUUCAACCAAGUGGAUAACCCUGUUAUGUCUGUCGUGGGCUUUUUGGCAAGCCUGGCAGAUCCUGCUAGCACUGCGGCGGCAGCAAAUAGAUCAGCAGACGAGCUCAAGCGUAACCUACGAAAACAACUCGAUGGUGCGAACCAAGCAAGCAGCACGGUAGCAGCAGACAAAAAGGACAGCGAAGUGGACAAGACAGAAUCAAUGGAUGUAGAUUUCCGACAGACAGUUGUUACCACGACAACCACGACAACAAAAACAUCUCUUGCUUCAAUCCCCUUGGCCUCUAUCGGUGCUCGUGGAGCGGUAUUCGCUUCGCAUGAAGAGCGAGAGAUGACACGAUUGGUCUCGGCAGCCGCCAACAUCAUGCUCCAAAAACUCGAAUUGAAGCUCAAAUACUUUGAUGAGAUGGAAGAGCUGUUGAGAGAAGAACGCAGAGAGUUGGAGCGCGGCAGGCAGCAGCUUUUCCUGGACAGACUGGCCUUCAAAAGACAAGUGCAGACCAUCCAAGACACGCUGAAUGCGGCAGCUGAAGUAGGCGGAGGCCAGGGAUCCAGAAUGGCUCAGGAUAUCACUAUGGAUGGCGAAAAGUUGGGGUUCCAAAGCGUGCUAGAGGGGCAAUCAAUGCUGCCACCGAGCAGCGCCGGCCAGGUUAAGACCUUUGAGGCGUAA
Molecule: messenger RNA, 2067 nt
Organism: Trichoderma aggressivum f. europaeum
Lineage: Eukaryota; Fungi; Ascomycota; Sordariomycetes; Hypocreales; Hypocreaceae
Exons: 3
Coding region: 1-2067 (688 amino acids)
Biological process (GO): positive regulation of DNA-templated transcription
Cellular component (GO): SWI/SNF complex
Molecular function (GO): histone binding; DNA binding
Source: RefSeq, a predicted model, not a curated record